AUGGCUGUCCGCGCGCAGUUCGAGAACUCCAACGAAGUGGGUGUCUUCUCUCGCCUAACCAACUCAUACGCCAUCGUCGCUGUCGGAGCCUCCGAGAACUUCUACAGUGUUUUCGAGUCGGAGUUGCAGGAUGUCAUUCCUAUCUGUCACGCUACUAUUGCCGGUACCCGAAUUGUUGGUCGGUUAACUGUUGGGUAUGUCCUCUCUUGGAUCUUCUCAUUCCUUCCGUCCUCUUAUCAUCCCGGUCGAGCCCCGCGGUACAUGGCCGGCUAUCCAAAAGAAAAAAGAACAUUCCGCACGCGGACAGGGGCAGAGGAGUUCCAGAUCAUUUGA
Molecule: messenger RNA, 333 nt
Organism: Penicillium chermesinum
Lineage: Eukaryota; Fungi; Ascomycota; Eurotiomycetes; Eurotiales; Aspergillaceae
Product: Eukaryotic translation initiation factor 6
Exons: 2
Coding region: 1-333 (110 amino acids)
Biological process (GO): maturation of LSU-rRNA; assembly of large subunit precursor of preribosome; cytosolic ribosome assembly
Cellular component (GO): nucleolus; cytosol; preribosome, large subunit precursor
Molecular function (GO): ribosomal large subunit binding
Source: RefSeq, a predicted model, not a curated record